Messenger RNA from Postia placenta MAD-698-R-SB12, 891 nucleotides. RefSeq lists its product as hypothetical. Lineage: Eukaryota; Fungi; Basidiomycota; Agaricomycetes; Polyporales; Adustoporiaceae. The transcript is spliced from 8 exons. The coding region runs from base 1 to 891 and encodes 296 amino acids. The record is from RefSeq and is a predicted model, not a curated record.
AUGUCCCAGUAUGUCGAGCAGGGCUACACCGCGUUUGCCGAUCACUAUGGAAGCUCAGAAAUCAUUUUUGGCCAAUUCCGGCGUAGCCGUCAGAACACACAGCGCAUUGUGGGCGCAACUAAAUGGUGUGUCUUCCGGCCGACAAAUCCCACCCGUGUGGUCGUGGAAGCCGCCGUGCAAGAACGGCUUGAUCGUAUGCAGACAGACUGCAUCGACCUUCUACAGUUCCACUGGCAAGAUUACAACGACAAGGGCUAUCUGACCGCGCUGCGCCACCUCCAGGACCUCCAGCAGGAGGGCAGAAUCACGACGCUCGGGCUGUGCAACUUUGACGCGAUCAGGACGGACGAGAUAUGCUGCCAGCUGGGCCCCGGCUCCAUCGUCUCGAACCAAGUGCAGUUUUCCCUCAUCGACACACGCCCGCUGCACGGCAUGGCAGACGUGUGCCAGAGACACAACGUGAGGCUGCUCACGUACGGCACGCUGUGCGGCGGCUUCCUCGCCGACCAAUGGCUGGGCCAGCCCGAGCCGGACGCAUAUUCAGGCAGGCUGACGCCGUCCCAGCGCAAGUAUCUCGACAUGAUCGUCAAGGCGUGGGGCGACUGGACGCUAUUCCAAUCCCUCCUCGUUGUCCUGCGCCAGAUUGGCGACCGCCACGGCGGCGUAAGCAUCGCCAACGUCGCGACCCGCUGGGUGCUGGACUACCCGUGCGUGGGCGCGGUUAUCAUCGGGGCGCGCCUCGGCGUGUCGGAGCACCGCGGCGACAACAGCAGGGUGUUCACGUUCCAGCUGACGCAAGAGGACAACGCUGCGAUCGAUGCCGUGCUCGAGCAGUCGAAUGGACGCCAUCUCAUCACCGCGAUUGGAGAUUGUGGCGCCGAAUACCGCUGA